Wickerhamiella sorbophila is the source of this 417-nucleotide messenger RNA. Its product is annotated as Protein transport protein GOT1. Gene Ontology annotation, biological process: endoplasmic reticulum to Golgi vesicle-mediated transport; retrograde transport, endosome to Golgi. NCBI's taxonomy places the organism in Eukaryota, Fungi, Ascomycota, Dipodascomycetes, Dipodascales, Trichomonascaceae. The record is from RefSeq and is a predicted model, not a curated record. The transcript has 2 exons. The coding region runs from base 1 to 417 and encodes 138 amino acids. Gene Ontology annotation, cellular component: endoplasmic reticulum; COPII-coated ER to Golgi transport vesicle; Golgi cis cisterna.
AUGUGGUUGACAGAUAUCCAGAAAUGCGGUGCUGCGCUGACCUCCAUUGGCGUCAUCUUUUUCAUGCUCGGCAUAGUUUUCUUCUUCAACGCGCGUCUUCUCGCGUUUGGCAACCUGUUGUUUUUGGCAGGCAUCUUUCUACUUAUUGGAACACAAAAGGCAGUUGCAUUCUUCACGUCGCCACAUAAAAUUAAAGGCACGGUCUGUUUUGGCACAGGGAUCAUUCUCAUUCUGUUCAAGUGGGCGUUUGUCGGCUUCGCGGUCGAGGUCCUGGGCAUUCUCGCGCUGUUUGGCAGCUUUUUCGGCGUGAUCCUCAGCUUCCUCCGCCAACUGCCCAUAAUUGGUCCUUUCUUAUCCUCGCCGGCCGUCGCACCCUUCCUCGACCGGACGGCAAACAUCCAGGUGCUGCCCGUUUAG